GUUCUAGAUUGCGCUAUUCUGCUCCGAAGGAGCUGACUCCACAAUUGCAACAAAGUGGACUACAUCCGAUAACGUACUAACAUCUAAACCUAAUAUAAGUAAUGAAAGUGUGCUUAAAACAAAUAAUUCGAGAACAAAGGAAGCAAAUAGACCGCCAGAUUUGACAACGUUCGAGAAACGAGAGGCGGCGGCCUGACCGGCCUGACAACGCUGGGCACCGGAAACACAAAUGGCGGCGCUGCGCCGACGAUGAGUUGAUUUGCGCUUGCGUGUUGUUGGCUUGCGUACUUCGGGAGGAGUCAUGAAAUCUUCGGAUUUGUCGCGUUUAAAACGCUGAGGAUCCGUUUUCGGGGUCGCGCUGGCUGCAGCGGUGUCGAUGACACAAUGCGCUUCAAUGAAAAGGAGAUGGCAGGAGUGGCGACCGAACAGGCCGACAAAGAGGGACGCUUGAACCACCGCAACUUGUCCUUCCGAGAGGUGUUCAAGGAAAGAUGGUUCAAGCUCAAGGGAAACCUGCUCUUUUACUUCCGGCUCAACGAGUACGGAGGCGUCUAUGAGGCUGAGCCCGUCGGGGUCUUGGUGAUCGAAUGCUGCAAGAUUCAGCACGAGCCGAGUGUCGACUGCUCCUUCGCAUUCUCCAUCGCCUUCUCGGACGACGCGGACCGGAAGCACCUCUUCAGCUGCACAACUCAGAAGCACUGCGACGAGUGGGUGAGCUGCCUCCAGCAAGCCAGUUACGAAUACCAAAGGGGGAGGCUGCUGUACAUGCAGCAGAAGAUACUCGAGAUGACCGGACGAGAUCCGCUGGCGGACUUCAUCAGUCGGCGGAACGGCAACGCCCCCGGAAGCGUCCAAGCCAUCCAAAAGAUCCCGGACAAUCCAAACAAGAGCGCCACCGUGGGGCUGUCGGACGUUACAAGAAAACUGGGCAAAACAAAGUUGAAACGAGGGGCCAAGAAAAGGACCACCGUGUGGCACUGACCGUCGUCGCAAUUGCAGCCUCAUGCCUCGAUCAUCUCGUGAACAUUGUUAGUCUUGCACGAAUCCGGCUCUUGAAGUUGCAAGAAACGUGUUUCAGCAUUGAGAAGGGGGACACCUUACACAAUGCCUCGACAUUGCAUCAUGUCACAACGCAGCACAUGCAUCCGACUUCGAAACUGUUUGUGCCUUUGUGGUUCAGUGUUCAUGCAAGCUUUCGUACAGAGGGACAAAGCUGACUCUUCAUAGAUUACCACGAAGUUAUGGCGCUAAAAUGCAACACUCUGUGGUCUGUUUCGUCUUUUUCUUUUUCUCUUUGGAAUUGUUUUCUUCGUACUUCAUACACACACUGCUGAUUUGUGUGUGCAACAUAUUCUCUUGAGAAAGGGAAGCUGGAAAAUGGUGUGCAUAGUGGCGCUAAAUUUGCUUUAGCAAAAAUCUGUUACCUUUAUACUAGUGUAAUUUGAGCUAGAGUAGGUAGGGAUCAACUGUGCCCAAUUAAAGCUAAUAGAAAGAAUGCUAACUGAUACCAAACCUUGUAAUGUAAGUGUGACACUUACGUUUUCGUUUCAUGUCCUAAUGCAACUGUACUUUGUUUUUCAGCAUUUUUUUUUGUUUUGGUGUCAUAGUGUACAACACAACUUCAGCAUGCUCUUCAGUGGGGAAAAUGCUAGACCAAUUACAGUGCUUAGUAAUAUGGGUCCAUUCCCAUAUAGGUGUUUUAUAUGUUUAUUCAGGAAAUGAAGUUUCGUCAUCCUAUGCAAAUGGUUAGAGUCGGCGCUACAUUCCAGCUUCUCUUUCCAAUUCUGCCAAAGCCACUUGCAUCCUUGGAAACAUCACUUCGUAACAAUCCAUGGUUCCCAUCACUUCAUUUGAUCCAAUGCUGUGUAUACAGCCUGUACAUUAACACUUCAAACCUACUCGAGAUGGUUCGAAAAAAUUGGUUUCUCGAUGUAUUGUGCUACCGUUUGCUACAUAGGUGUGGCUGGGUGAUGGAAGUUUUGAGUGAAAACACUAAUGGACAAAUUUAUCUUGUUCAAAAAAUAAAAAAAAAAAACUGUUUUGGGCUGUCUGCCGUGGCAUUUGCAGAUGACGUCAUGACCGGGCUCGCCUAGUUAAAUCUGCUGCCAAAAGCGUCGAGCUCGGCCAAUCUUCGAAAGCUUUUCUCUAUGCCGGCGCGCGUCUCGGCGCGCGUCUCUCUAAUGUUAAAUUUUCAGAGUGCGAUACUUUAUUCAAUAAAAUAAUUAGUUUACCUAAUAUGAAAGCAGGGAUUUAAAUCGCUCAUGGCUCUCCAUUUUCGGUACGGAGACGAUCUGUCGAGGCACUGCACUACUCGUUUCUUGCGUCGUGCCAUCUUUCGACAGCACAAACAACUAGGCGAGCACGAUCAUGACGUCGUCUGUCAAUGUCGUGGCAGGUAGCGCAAAACAGGUUUUCCUUUUUUUCUUCUUCAACAAGUUAAGCUCAUUUGUUGGUCUUUUUACUCCAUGCUUCCACCACCACCUAGCCGCAUUUCUGUAGUAAAAGACAUAGCGACACACUCGUUGAGUAGUCCUUCAGUAACAACAGUUUUAUAUACUCAUUUUCUUCCUUCAGUGAUAAAAAGCUUCUGAAAAGAAAAAAAUAAUUUUUUUAAACAGUUUGGUUGGGACUGUAUCAACAAAAUAAUUUUAUGCAAAAAAAAAAAAUUGUUUAGAGCAACGUUGACGGAGUGAGAUGCGAUUUCAUCUAUAGUCGCCUCCCUUUCCACUCGUUUUCUCUCCAUAUUUCGGGCGCAUGGAUAAGAGGUGGAUCGGCUUCGCCUUCACAUUGAGGUGGAAAGAGAGAAUGACCAUCUUGUUGAGCGAAUGACCAUUCCGUGAUGUGAUGAACUUAGCGAGCAGAAUUUCAAAUAAAUUUCUUACCGUCAACAUUGCCCUAAAGUUUUUUUUUUUCACAAAAAAAAAAAAAAAAUUAUUUCUUGACAUGCCUGUUUCAACCAAACUGCUUAAAAAAAAGAAAAGUUUUUUUUUUUUAGGGUUUUACUGCAACAGUUUUGAUAGGCACUUUUUUGGUUGUACAGGUGUUGAAUUGUUUGGUGAUGCAGUUGAAAAACAACUACUUUGUCAAUUUAUGAAUUGACAUGUUUUUUUUCUAUUAUAUGAAUGACGCAAUAUUUUUGGUUUUCCAUUUUUAUUGAUAUUGGCCUCUUGGUGUAUAUUUCUUUUGUCCCAUUGCCUGCAAAAAUCCCAAGGAGAUUGGCAGUAUUUUGAAAGAAAGAAAUCUUAGCGCGAUACAAUGAAAAACGGGUUUUUGCGGGCCAUCUGAAGUGGGUUCAAAGCGUAGAUUGCCAAAAUCAAAAAACAUUGUUGCUUUUUUUUUUUUUUUUUAUACACAAUUGUAAUCUGGCGUGCCCUGGGCAAGUUUGCAACAGAGUAGAUGUGAAGGCAAAUUCUGCAUGGGUUUUUAUGGUGUAAUUUUCAGUUAAUAUUCAAAUCACUACGGACAAAAGCAAAAUAAAAAAACACCAAAAGAGCCAGUUUAGUGCGAGGAAACGUGGGCUAGAUUAUGUGCGUGCUAUGACCCUAUGAAAGGUUGCUCUUGUUUUAGAGAUUUAUAUUCAAGUUUGCGAAUGGACAAGUCGUGUCGUAGCGUGCUGCUUGUAACACCAAAACUUCGACGUAACAAUAUGGAUGAUGAAAGAAGAGAUCUUUCCAGAAACACGGCAAAUGUGGAGUAACAAUUCCUUUGUUUACAGAGCGUCUUCUUUCGAAUUCAUGAUGUAAUGGCCGCGUAUAGUUGGAAACAGAGACGGAAAGCUGUCAACCAAUGAAAUCUUACAUUUUCACUUUAGCCAAUGCUACAAACAAUCAUGCCACUCGUAUAUGUGUAGAUACAUGGGAAUUAAAUGUCUAGCUAAGUCUCCAACCACAUUUUAAUGAACACGAGUGACCGAAUCCUGAUUUUACACCAAUGAAUCUUACUCUGUAAAACGAGUUGGAAACAUUGAUGCCUGCAGAUAGAAAGCUAGAACUUUCUCUACUAGUGCAUUGAGGUGGUCAGUUUUACCUUGUGAAAUUUCAAGGUGCAUUUCUCUUUCCGUAAAAAAAGGUGCAGUUGUUUUCCUAUAAAAAAAGUCAAUGUAUGUAUGUAACUUGUGCCAUCUCCCGAAUGGUGCAGCAAGCCGACACGCAUUUUGUUGUCUGCUCGCUGCACCUCUCGGAAGAUGGCGUCACAAGUUAGGUUCAUCGUUAACUCAGGGUCGUCUGCCAACGUGUCCGCCGUGGAUUUUGGCAAGUUUGUUUGUCUAAAUUUUUGCAGGAAGGGAACUACGUCUUGAAAUUUUGCAAGGUAGACCGGACCACCUCGGUGCACAUUUGGUGAAAGCUUGAACUUUUUAUGUGCAGGUGCCGAUUUUUCUGGUUCAUUUUCAAGAAGAUUCACUGUGCUCACCCCAUAUUUGUGACUCUUGAGUGUUCGUCGAGGAGUCGUUUACAGCCGUAAUAUGCACUAGUGCAGCACUGGUGCACGAGUGCAGUGCUAAUGCAAGAGUGAUGUGUGGGGCGACGCAAAGCGUCCCCUCCGAAAAGAUUUGCCUCUUGGGAGAGAUACCGUAAAGGCUAUUUUUGUAAGCUCACUUACGUCGUCAAGUUUGUAUGUUUGUUAUCUCUAUGGGCACCGUUCAACGUUCCAGGUCUGUCUUACAGGACCAAUAAAGAAUGAGAAGUUGA
Messenger RNA from Ixodes scapularis (black-legged tick), 4688 nucleotides. RefSeq names its product pleckstrin homology domain-containing family J member 1. The transcript has 8 exons. Gene Ontology annotation, cellular component: early endosome; recycling endosome; trans-Golgi network. Gene Ontology annotation, biological process: receptor recycling; endosome organization; retrograde transport, endosome to Golgi. The coding region runs from base 385 to 981 and encodes 198 amino acids. Lineage: Eukaryota; Metazoa; Arthropoda; Arachnida; Ixodida; Ixodidae. The record is from RefSeq and is a predicted model, not a curated record.